UGUAUUUGUUAAUAACAAUCGGAGCAGUUCCGAUUUCUUUGGCGACGACCGCGACUGAGGAUGGAAGAGCCGUCAUCUAACCGAGAUUUCGAUGCCGGAAUAUCGCACGAAUGUGAUUUCCGCAUACGUGGCUGUUUUUUUGACACGUGGCAUUGACGAACUUCUCCUCCUCGUGUGGUCGUAGUAUGGGGAAGUAAAAUAAGAUUACUCCACGAUCUCGAGUAUUAAUUUUCCGCAAGUCGGUCGAUUACGAGAUAGCGGGUUUUGCUUUUCCCUUUUUUUAUCCUUCAGUUAUUCAGAAACGUCUGUUUACUUGUUUCAAAAGUCAUGCGUUGUAUCCGGAAGUUGCAGGUAUCGUAUUUCGCGAGAUACUCCCACGACACUCACGCGAAAUGUUUGCAUAUUUAUUUCCUAAUUAAUCGUAAUUUGGCAGCUUGUAUUGUAUGAGCAUCCGGUUGACCAACUUUGAAGCUUCAAAGAACAUGAGAAUCCGUGUGCACGCACGUGUAUACCGCUACCAGGCUGAAGUGAAGGCAGUCCUCCAUUUUCGCGCUGAGUAGACAAUCAGGAGAGAAUGCCAUGCAGAAGGCCAAGGACGAGAGCCUUAAGAUCACGACGGCUUUCUUUCGAGUCAGCUUCGACGAAGGCAACCAAGACAAUGACAACGAUGACGACGAUGACAAAGAGAAAGAAAAUGAAGCCUCGCGAACGAAAGAAUCGGAGGAAACCGUCUCAUGGUCGCUUCCGCCUCAAGAAACCGAGAGGAGGCCGAGUGACCCAGAAGAGAAAAAAGUUUCCUCAAGCCUGGCAGUUUCGUCAAGCUCAGCCGUGUCCGAUUCCGAGCCUGCAGCUUUCAUUUCGUACGUAAAAAGCUGCUCUGUCAAAAGUUCGCCCGCGAGCUUCGUUUCCACUCCCGGAGCUUCGUCGAGUUCGAGCAACGUGGCGGAAGACGCGACGGAAGGACACGACGGAGUUAGCAGCGACAAGUUAGUGCCUCCGAUGAUUGGAACGCGAAGACUUACGGUGCCGGUGGUGGAUUCGGACAGGGUCUUCUCCGUGUACAAUCGUCAACGUUCGCUCGCGCCAGAACCAUCCGCCAGGCUUCGCUCCUUCUCGUCGACCAACGAGGAUCACCCGAGCUCGAUCAUGACGAGCCAGUCGAGACGCUCUCACUUGUCGUCGAGCUUGCUCGAGGUUCCUCGUGAGACUUCGGGCUCCCUUGGUCGCCUCUCUUCGUCCGACUCGGAGAAGAGGCCGACGAUUGCUGAGAACUCGGUCAUCGACGAGGAAACGGCGGAUACGCCGACAAGCGUUGUUGUCGAAGACGCUCCCGACGAGAGAUCCGGCAAGAGCGGUACUCGUAGGCUGACGUUGCCGAUGACGAGCUCCGAUCUCAGCCGGUCCACGUUUCACGAGGAUCCGGCGAAGAGGUCGCCGACCUUCGAGGACAUCGUGGCCGGCACCAGCGUGAACCCGAUCCGGAAGUUCAGCAUCGCGAACGCGGCGAUCUGCUCGAGCCUGGCGCCGAGUCUGCUCGGCGCUGUCUCGGGAGUACCGAGCAACCUGCUGCCGAACGGAAACGGCCGGAGCAGCGAUUACCUCAGCCGCAGCGUGAUGACCUUGUCGAACCUGUCGACCACCUCGACCGUCACCAGCGACGACACCUCCAUAGGCAGGACCGGGCGUAGGCUACGACAGCUUCUGCGUCUUCAUAUAUCCGAGCAGCUGCCCGGCGCGACCUGGCAUGGCGCCGAGGACUGCCAUCAUCAUCUCCAUCAUCAUCAGCAACAACAGCACGAUCAUCAUCAUCAUCAUCACCAUCACCAUGUAUUCCCGCAUAUUCACGUACCCACCAUCACUUUCACGGCGCCGGCCAACGACGGCACCGGCCGCAAGUUCAACUUCGCCAUACGAAGGCACUCGCAGGCGACGUUGCAUCGGACUGACUCCAUGGUAUCGCUUUCUUACCGAUCGCUCGCGAGCUACAUCACGGAUGACAAUCUCGCAGAACUGCAGAAUUUCCUCGAGAACAAGCGAGCGCAGGUCGACGAUAGAGAUGAGAAUGGCAGCACCGCUCUCAUCCUCGCAGCAACCAAGGGGAAGAUACAAUUCGUCCGAGUGCUCAUCAAUCAUGGAGCGGACGUCAAUGCUGAAGACGGGGAUAACUGGACGGCGUUGCUGUGCGCGGCGAGGGAAGGCCACACCGAGAUCUGCCUCGAGUUGCUGGAGCACGGUGCUGAUUUGGAGCAUCGAGACAUGGGAGGAUGGACGGCGCUCAUGUGGGCGACGUAUAGAGGCAGGUCGGCGACGGUGACGAUGCUGCUGGCGCGAGGGGCUGACGUCAGUGCACAUGGGAAUUUUCAUAUUUCCUCGUUAUUAUGGGCGGCUGGCAGGGGUUAUACCGAUAUAGUGAAAGAUCUCAUUGCUCACGGGGCGAAGGUCAAUGUUGGCGACAAGUACGGCACUACAGCACUCGUGUGGGCCUCGCGUAAGGGAAACGUGGACAUCGUGGAUAUCCUUCUCAAGGCCGGGGCUAACGUCGACACAGCCGGCAUGUAUUCGUGGACGGCCUUGCUCGUGGCUUCCCUCGGUAACCAUGUGGAUGUAGUUUUACUACUAUUGGAGCACAGACCAAACGUGAACGCUCUAGACAAAGACGGCUGCACAGCACUGGCGAUAGCCUGCCGAGAGGGUUAUCACGAAAUAGCGAAUGCGUUGUUAAAUGCUGGUGCAUACGUUAAUAUCCAGGAUCGCACCGGCGCCACGAAUCUGAUCCACGCCGUUAAAGGCGGUCACAGAGGUGUGGUGGAGUCGUUGCUGAAGAAAUACGCGGACGUUGACGUCGCCGGAAAGGAUAAAAAAACCGCAACUUACAUAGCAGUAGAGAAAGGCAAUAUACAGAUACUCAAAUUAUUACUAAACGCUAACCCAGACCUGGAGAUUGCCACGAAAGACGGCGACACGCCUUUACUGCGGGCGGUGAGGGUGCGUAACGCCGAUAUCGUGCAAUUGCUUUUAGACAAGAAAGCCAAGGUCUCGGCUACGGACAAGAAGGGCGACACUGCACUGCAUAUCGCGAUGCGCGCUCAAUCGAAAGCGAUCGUCGAGAUACUACUGAGGAACCCAAAGAAUAGCCAGUUAUUGUACCGUCCGAACAGACAAGGCGAGACCCCCUACAGCAUCGACUUCAAUCAUCCCAAGACGAUACUUGGACAGAUAUUCGGUGCUCGCCGUUUAAAUACUAACGAGGAUAGUGAGAACAUGCUCGGUUACGACCUGUAUAGCAGCGCGCUGGCAGAUAUUCUCAGUGAACCGUCGCUCUCGACGCCAAUGACUGUCGGCCUUUACGCGAAGUGGGGUUCUGGCAAAUCGUUCUUGCUAAACAAACUUAGAGAGGAAAUGAAGAAUUUCGCGCGGCAGUGGAUUGAUCCAGUGUUCCAAUUCUCUUCCCUGCUGUUUUUAGUAAUAAUUCACAUAUCCUUACUAGUGACAGUCACCAUAGGCCUCACCCUACAGUCAUGGGUCAUCGGCAUCUUAUGCGGCAUAAGCCUGAUAAUUAUCGUUUAUUUCUUCCUGAUUCUCGUGUGGUACGCCAACAAGAGGUACGAUUGGUACUGGCCGUAUAAUCUGACAGUGGCGCUCACCACAAAAUUGAACGCCCUGAAGCUACUGCUGCAAGUGAUCUUUUGUCAUCCACCGGGCGGUCAGUGUCGUCACGACGGCAUAGCAGUACAGCCGAUCAAGUUUUACUUCACCGAUCAAACUCGCGUGGGCACAACCGCUGCUGGCGAGAAUGCGAUCGUGCAAAUGAUCGGUUCGUUGUAUGACAGUAUCGAAAAUGACUUUGGUUCCUUAUCUACCAGAUUAUACAGAGCAUUCCGGCCGAAACCCGACAAGUCGUCCACCACGUGGAGGUGGAGACGCUUGUGUUGCUUGCCAUACAUAGUAAUAUUCGAAUUCUGCUUCUGCAGUUUGUUGCUCGGCAUCUCGGUGCUCACGAUUUACCUCAUGGACAUCUCGAACGACCAAGUUAGGAUGGAUCGAUUCACCUCACACAUCAUCAUGAUUACAAUCGGCUUAGUCUUGGGCGUCAGUGUUGUAGCUAAUCUGUACACAUGGAGUAGAACGAUGCAAGCGCUGGUAUUUUCGCAAAGGAGACACCUCCAACGUAACAUCUCUAGAUUGGAGACUCUGAAGAGCGAAGGUUUCACUCAGAGUCUGAAAGGCGAAGUUAAGCUGAUGACGGAAAUGGUUAAGUGCUUGGAUAGCUUCAUGGCGCAACAAAGCAGACUGGUUAUAAUAGUGGACGGCUUGGACAGCUGCGAGCAGGAUAAAGUCUUGCUAGUAUUAGAUGCCAUACAGACUUUACUCAGCGAUAACGGAUAUCCCUUCGUCGUGAUACUAGCGAUUGAUCCACACAUCAUAGUUAAGGCAGUAGAGAUAAACAGCAGAAGACUGUUUUCGGAGUCGAAUAUCGGCGGCCACGAUUACUUGCGGAACAUGGUUCAUCUUCCGUUUUACCUGCAAAACAGCGGCCUACGGAAAGUGAAGGUGGCGCAGCAGACCGCACAGCAUUGCAAAAAGACCGCGUGGUCGGAGGCCGAAGAGAGUGUCAAUUACACCGCUACCAGCACCAUGCAUCAUUCGGUGUCUAGUCGAAGACUCAGCACGGAAUCGGCGAUCAUGAAUAGCAACGAAAAGCUGAAACCUCAGACAAGAAAGGGCAGUAGGAAGUUGCGGCUGAGCGAGUCAAUCGCGAGCAGUAUAGGCAGCAAUUUAAAUCGCUUAGGCGGUGCACAAGAUCUCAACAAGAUGCUGCUCACUGACGAUUACUUCAGCGACGUGAACCCACGUAGCAUGAGAAGAUUAAUGAACGUUGUUUAUGUGACCGGUCGUUUACUUAAAGCAUUCCAGAUUGAUUUCAAUUGGUAUCAUUUGGCCAGUUGGAUUAACAUUACUGAGCAGUGGCCUUUCAGGACAUCUUGGCUUAUUCUUUACUACGACAUGUAUGAAGACAGCUUGGACGACAACAUGUCGUUGAAAAGUCUGUACGAUAAGGUGCGACCGCAAAUCCCAGUGCUGAAGGAAGUCCAACCACUUCUAGAAAUGGACAGAGACGAACGAAAGCUGGACGUCUUCCUCACCUUUCAUCGUGCCAGACUGCUCGUCAGUGAUAUGAAGAUAUUCUUGCCUUUCACCAUCAACCUAGACCCAUAUAUCAAGAAAAAGAUAAAAGAGGAGCAGCAGAGUAUAGAGGAAGACGCGAACGUAAACUUUUACAAAACAGGCGUCGUUCCUCACGGUCACAGCACCCAGGUGGAUCAAAGAGCCCCGGCCAAAAUCCCGAUGAAUCGAUACUCGAGAGUUCAGAGACAAUCGAGCUUGCAAGGAUCAGUGCCACCAACUCCAUCGUGGGCAUUCCAACCCAGCUUCGAAUGGCAUGCACCCUGGCUGCACUCUAUACCGCCUAUGGAGCCGCCACCGAAACCUCAUCCAGCAAUAACUACGUUACCUUCCGAGAUUACGGAGGUGCCGCUUUCGUCCUUGUCGGUGAACGGGGUCUGUGAACUGAUCGAUAAAAUCGACAAUAUAAAUCCGGCUCAAAUUCCGACGUAUAAGCACAUCGUUAAGGAAAGUAAUAUCAGCGGUCGAGUUCUACUGCACUGUGAUCUACACGAGCUGAAAAAGGUGUUUAAAAUGGCUUUCGGUGAUUGGGAAAUAUUCCGUAUGGUGCUCAUGACGCUCAGGGAGAUGGAACUCUCGUCGUUUACGAUAUGUGAUGAAACUUCAAGAAGCGUUCGAUUUACUGUAGGACCUGAACAAGCUGCACGGAAGGAUCAUGCUCUGCAAAACAAUUCGAUACGUCCAAAUGCUCACACGGAGAAAGAAAAGGGAACGUCGAGGACAGACGGACCAUCCCGCCGAGAUCAGAACAAACAGUCUAUCAUGGAGAAACAGUUCCAGGUAACGUUAGAAGAACAAAUGAUUUGCGGUGCGCUGCAGACCUUGAACGAGGAAGCCUGCGAGGAUGUGUUAGAUGUGCCAUUGCCAGCAGUGGCACCAACAGACUCACUUUCAGGAUCUGCCGCCACCACAAUCCCGGACACGGAGUACGUGUUGCUUCAGGCUAGUCCGCUCUACCACUGGAUGCCGGUGAGCGACGAGCCGGGCAGUUCGGACGACAGCUCGCACGACUCCACGGUGUUCCUACAGCGCACCAGCUCGCAGCGCAGCAUCACGUCUCAACGUAGCACAAAAUCCACCUGCUCGCACAAGCAGCCCUUGAAGAGGACCGGCAGUAACCUCAGCACCAGACCGUCUUCGCUCUUUGUCUCGCCACCGCCGUCGCCGAAACCUGCCUUCCGCUCCAAGUCAACUGACGACAGAUAUAUGGGUAACAAUAUACCACUGAAGAUCACGUCGUUGUCAUCAUCGGUGCCUGCAAAGAAGAAACGUUCGACUUCGACCUCAACGGCGAACGACGAGGUCGUGAUAUCGAUGCAGGUCCCUACUUCUAGUCUGGAGAAACUGUCGAAGCUGAGGGACCGCUUGAUCGGUAGUAAUGUGCAGGGCUCGCCGGCACCCGGUGGCGAGAGCGACGACGAGUCCACGCCCUUGGUAUCCGAGUUAUCCACACCGACGCACUCCCAGUCGGACAGCGUGUUCAGGCACGAUUGUAGCGCGGAGAACAGCAGCUCGCCGUCGUCCAACAGGAGCUUACCGCGGGACGGCGAACGCUGCUGCAUAGAGGUAGACUAUUCGGACACCGUGGGCCUGGUGAUCCUGGAGUCAUUAUCCAGCGGUGCGCGACCGCGAAGUCGGCAUGAACCAACCGACGACCAUUGGGACAAUCCGGAAACGCCCGUCUGAUAUUUAAUGCUAUCGUCAGCGGGUGAAUGCUUGACGGAAAGUGCGACACUGCAUUCCACAAGGUACGGAAAUCCGUAAAAGAGGAAGAGAAAGUCGAGGAGGGACAAGAAGAACAUAACGGAGGCGGAGAAAUGGGGGGCAGAGAAGACGUCGAGGACGAAGAGAAGGAGAAAAGACAAAGAAGAAGAGAAAACCAUCGAACACUUUACUACGCAAUAACUGUUGAUGCACAAUACGUCGUUCGACUGAUACGUCGUAUACAAGUCUGAAAGUGUGACUCGAGGCAUCUGUCAUUACGAAAAGGCCUGUGUGUGCGUGCACGUUUUGAAUAAUAUAUCGCGAUAACGUAUCAGUUCUUCGUGUAAAUAGCGGAGAGACAGAGCGUGGAGCGGCGUUUACUUUUAGAUAAAACGUUAAUGAACGUGUUCAUCCGCUUAGAGAAUUGACAUAGGCCUCGUCGCGACGAGGAGACUAAGAAAAUGCCUUUUACGCGUGAGUUGCGUUGUGCAAUAGUCUCGAAUUAGCCAAACGAGAUGUACGAAGUGACAUUCCGUGUAAAUAGCGAUGCAUUUACGGAUGCGCAAACGUUUGCUUCUUUUUACUAACGUACGAACGUAACGAGGCGUGGGUACUAAAAUACGCGCAGUAAACGCGAAGGAUCCCUCGCUGAUGUAUAUAGCACGCGUACCGGGAUAUCCAGUAAUCGAUUUCGCGUCAAUUCAUAAUGCCAGUGCAAAUAGGUGACUUAAAGAGAAAAUGACGAGCGAAUGCUGAAGUAUUUUGAAGAAAAAAAAUACUCGCACGCGAGACUAAUAUACAUGUACGUAUAUAUAUAUAUAUAUAUAAAUUACGCGACUGUUGAUUAGAUUGAUACAUUUAGUAUAAUCUAUAGGGAAAAAAUUCCAUUCACCGAUAUAAUUCUAUGAAAUAAAAAUGUAGAAUGUUAUAAAUUUCUCUCCGAACGGCCAGUUAGUCAUUUAUAUUAUUUCUCUCUCUCUCUCU
Molecule: messenger RNA, 7872 nt
Organism: Harpegnathos saltator (Jerdon's jumping ant)
Lineage: Eukaryota; Metazoa; Arthropoda; Insecta; Hymenoptera; Formicidae
Gene: Arms
Product: Ankyrin repeat-rich membrane spanning
Exons: 22
Coding region: 580-6870 (2096 amino acids)
Molecular function (GO): protein kinase regulator activity; PDZ domain binding
Source: RefSeq, a predicted model, not a curated record